AUGGCGCGGCAAAUCGAAGCAGAGGAAUUCGCAGAAGCUCAAAUGCUGCUGGCUGGCAGCAGCCAGCAGCGAAUAGAUCAAGAAGUUGCUCGAUUUCGGCUGAGACCUCUUGUGGAAGCAGUUCACAGGGCCCAGGCCCUCCCCAGGUUUCUCCAGCCAGGAAUGAAGAUACAGGUGGCGUUCUCGCUGGAAGAGGGAGGCUGCGUCGCCUGGUGGGACGCGGAGAUUGCUGCUGCUCCCCCGCCGCAGCAGCAGCAGGAGCAGCAGCAGCAGCAGCUGACUGUGACUUACUGGAUCGACGACACGACCGAAGAG
Molecule: messenger RNA, 315 nt
Organism: Eimeria tenella
Lineage: Eukaryota; Apicomplexa; Conoidasida; Eucoccidiorida; Eimeriidae
Exons: 2
Source: RefSeq, a predicted model, not a curated record